Molecule: messenger RNA, 2149 nt
Organism: Capsicum annuum
Lineage: Eukaryota; Viridiplantae; Streptophyta; Magnoliopsida; Solanales; Solanaceae
Product: probable fructokinase-4
Exons: 5
Coding region: 156-1613 (485 amino acids)
Source: RefSeq, a predicted model, not a curated record
UAUUAUAUCAUUUUUUGCCUUAUUGUAUAAAAAAAUCCAUUAUCCUAUUCCCACUUCAUUUCCAUUUUCGCCAUAUUAACUUUGCCUUGUCUGCACUCUAUUCCCGUGGAUUUCCAUUUUUUGCCCUUUGAUUUUUUGUGCUGAGCAUUACGUGAAUGCAUCAUCACGCCAUCAUAUCCAAUUGUGCAGCAACCCACCACAAUGCCUUGUUAUUCACUCUCAGUCCUUCCAUAUACCGAAACCCUAGUUCUUCUAUAAUCCCCCGACACAGAAACAAGUUUGGUUAUUCAAUUCUCAAUUGUCGAGGCAUUGAAAUUUCUAUCCCUAAACUCCGUGGCCCUAAUAAUAAUGGCUUCUCCACAAAAUUCACAAGUAUCGCCGCCGCUGCUGCUGUGAAAGAUAUUGAUAUUGCCACUCUUGGAAAUCUCUGUGUCGAUAUUGUUCUCAAUGUCCCCCAAUUACCUCCUAAGAAUUUACAACUACGCAAGGCCUAUAUGGAACACUUGUCUAAAUCCCCUCCCGAUAAGCUGUACUGGGAGGCAGGUGGAAACUGCAAUGUGGCUAUAGCAGCAGCAAGGCUUGGCCUUCACUGCAUUUCCAUUGGUCAUGUAGGCGAUGAGAUCUAUGGACGCUUCCUCAUUGAUGUGCUAAGUGAUGAGGGUAUUAGUAUAGUUGGGAUGAAUGAGCAAAGUGAAGCACUUAAUCUUUCAAGUUCUAACAAUGAGACACUACUAUGCUGGGUGUUAGUGGACCCUUUGCAGAGACAUGGUUUUUGCAGUCGUGCAGAUUUUAGUGCAGAUCCUGCUUUCAAUUGGAUGAGCAGACUACCUACUGAAGUAAAGUUGGCUAUUAAAAAAUCAAAGAUCCUCUUUUGCAAUGGUUAUGACUUUGACGAGCUCUCCCCAAGCCUUCUUGAAUCUGCUCUUGAGUGUGCUGUUGAAUCUGGGACAUCUAUCUUUUUUGACCCCGGACCACGAGGUAAGAGUCUUAUCGCAGGAAGACCUGAAGAACAAAGAGCAAUUGGCAAGUUGCUGAGAAUGAGUGAAGUGCUUCUACUGACUUCCGAGGAGGCUGCAUCUUUAACUGGUAUCAGUGAUCCAAUUUUAGCGGGCCAGGAGUUGCUCAAUAACGGAGUUUGUACUAAGUGGGUAAUUGUUAAGAUGGGUCCAAAGGGUUCUAUUUUAAUCACCAAGUCUAGCAUAACUUGUGCACCUGCUUUCAAGGUCAAUAUUGUAGACACUGUGGGCUGUGGAGAUAGUUUUGUGGCUGCAGUUGCAUUUGGCUUCAUACAUGACUUGCCCUUGAGUUAUACAUUAACCCUUGCAAAUGCAGUCGGUGCUGCAACUGCUACAGGGUGUGGUGCUGGUAGAAAUGUUGCCAGUUUGGAGAAGGUCCGGGAACUAUUGAAGGAAUCAAAUUUGAAUGAGGAUGACAAAUUUUGGGAUGAAGUACUGAAUGAUAAUGUGAACUCCCAAGAUGUAACUGUACUGUCAAAAAUGGUUGUAAAUGGUAAGAGUCAGGUGAACCGUGUCUCCCUGCAAAAGGUGGUAUCAGAAGUGCUGCCUAAGCUUGAAUUUGCACCAAAGAUGACUCUGGCUCCUUCAAAUAGAUGAAGCAGUUUUCUGGGAUAAAUAGAUUUUGUAGUUGUUACCAUCAUUCUGAUUGAUUGUUGCAUAUUCACCACCAUGGAAAGAAAUGCAUGAGUUGGAGGUGGUCUAGCUUGCGCAUUAUGAGGUGCACAGUUGUGUUAGGGUUGCUACCUUGCUGCCUGCUGGUGGUCGAAUUGGCAGUUUUGUUGAUUGAGUAAAAAGGUGUUUGUGCAUUAGUGUUUGUGGGAAAUUGCAUGAUCAAGCAGCCUGCAAUUCCUGCUUGUUGAUGUUUCUGAUUGUUUCAACGUGCACGCGUACAAAGCUGUGUGUUGCUUCCUGUACUUCGAGCUUUACAGCUGCGAUCGCCUGGAAUACCAGGUUUACUGUUCAUUUAAGCUUGAAGGCUACUCUUAACAUAUAGAAGGAAAAAUAGGAUAGCUGUUUUGCAAUAGAUGCCAUACACAAUAAUUUUUCUAGUUUAGGAUGUGUAGAAGACCAAUACAUGUUUGCAACAUGAAUGCCGCUUUCACCAUUUAUAAUAAAAAUGGUUGAUCGCUCAA